AUGACCCUUGUAAUUAAUAAAAAUCUAAAACAACAAAAUUCAGCAACUCCCUCCAAAAGCACAAAACGCAACCGCGCCAUUUUGCCCUUGUUUAUCACAAACAAAACAAGUUCAAUUCGAAGUCAUCUACUACCCUCGAAAACCAAACCAUCGCCGGAAAACCCAGCCGGACUUAACCGUCGCAAGGAAAAGGCCGCCGGAAACCUUUACAGACUCCAGGUUCUCCCUCUACUUCCAAUUUUCCUUCCUAUUUGCCAGCGAGGAUGCCAUCCCGGCGCGAAUCGCGGCCGCGAUAGCCGCCCAUGCGAACGGCAUCGUAUCAGAUCUAAACUCCGCGGCACGAUUCCGCAAUUGCGCGCUUUAGCUGUGCAAUUGUAUCAUAGCGUUUGUUGA
This is a messenger RNA of Vicia faba (fava bean), 393 nucleotides long. The record is from the annotation of a GenBank genome assembly. Lineage: Eukaryota; Viridiplantae; Streptophyta; Magnoliopsida; Fabales; Fabaceae.